AUGCCAACCCGCAGGGAAGCCGGCGGGAGUGAGUUACCGGCCAAGGCCCAGGAGCGGAGACUGCAGAGGCGUGCGGGGCUCGGCGGCUGGGGGCCCGCUGCUCUCCACCCACCGCCGCUCGCUCCAGCCGCCUGCUGCGGCGCCUGCCGCAUCGGGCCGCCGAAGCCCGAGGCCGGCGGAAACCGGAGGAAGGUGGCCCGGGUCAGGGGCGGCGCGGGCACGAUUCCUUCUCCACGGACCAGGCGUGGGAGCCGCGGGAGUCCAAGGCGCCUGACGAGCGGUGCGCUACCCUGCGCGCCCCGGUCCGGGUCCCAGGCGACUGCGCCGAGCGCCUCCGGAGCCGCGGGGAAACUCCUCCUGCUCGGCUGCUGGCGCCAGACGCGCGGUGACCACGGCCGCCCCCAAGUUCACGGAGGAAGGUGCAAUGCAGAGGGAGCCUGGGGGUUCCGUCCCCGGAGCAGGGAGGCGGGAAAGCAGCCGAGCCCGUACCUUUCGGGCUGGGGGGACACCGGCCGCGCGCCCUUCCCGGGCGUCCCGGACAGGAAAAUCACCACGAAGGGAGGGCCGGGGAAAAGCAGCGGGUGGCUUCAGGACAAGGAAGAAAUCAAUAAAUGGUGUUAUAUAGAAGAAAAUGACCACGAAUCAUUCAUUCACUCAGCAAAUAUUUGUGUCCACGAUGUGCCAGGCACAAGGCAAGGAGCACUCUGCAGAUACAGGUCAGGAAUGGGCAUUUGCGACCCAAUUCUUGCCAAUGAGAUAGGAGAGCAAGGCCUUUGGAAAAGUCUUGAUCUCUUCAAAAGAUGAAUGAGGGAAGUGAGUGC
Molecule: messenger RNA, 821 nt
Organism: Zalophus californianus (California sea lion)
Lineage: Eukaryota; Metazoa; Chordata; Mammalia; Carnivora; Otariidae
Exons: 3
Coding region: 1-804 (267 amino acids)
Source: RefSeq, a predicted model, not a curated record